GACCUACUGUUAAAAAUAUUAUCGUUCAUUGCAUAAUGAGACUUAAUAAUAGUAUGUGUUUCUUCAUGAUCACCAGUCGUAACUUCCGAUGCGAGACGACAAAUAUCGAGUAACGUUGUAAUGUUAUGGAACACUGCACGUCAGCAUAUGGUUAAUCAGAUUUUUGAGUACGUAUAAAUAUCAGGAAUCUCACGCGGGUGACUUCAGUAUAGACGUAAUCUGCGUCUCAGGCGAACGUGAAAAUUGCUUAGAACUCGUCCCUAUUUACGUUAAAUUGUUGUAUGUGCUUUACGAAUUAAAAUAGCAACCAAACAUGUUGAUGAAAAUCUUACCGUUGCACGAAGUGCUCAGUGUGCUGGCCUGGUUGGAGGGAACAUGGAUAACGGAGGAGCCGGCGGCCGGCAUGUUCCCGACUAUCAAGCCCUUCAAUUAUUACGACGAGAUCAAUAUCACGUCUAUAGGUCAACCACUGUUCAAUUACAUCGCACAAAGUUGGGAUCCAGAAACGGGGACGCCGAUGCAUCGAGAGACCGGUUUCCUCCAAAUUAACCCGGACACGAAUCAAAUUACUCUCAAUCUGAUCAACAAUCUGGGUAUGAUCACGAUCGAGCAGGGUAAUCUAGUCGACAAGACCAUCGAUUUGAAGAGUAACGCUAUAUACAUGACAGACGUCGAGAGACCAUCAGCUUUGACACAGACUCGCCGGGUAUUCAAACUCAACGAUGAUCAAUUGGAGCAAAUCUUUUACAUGGCUACACCGAAAACACCCGAAUUGACGGAGCACUUGCGCGCUAAAUACAAGAAAGUAGCACACGACACCUGUAUAAAUCGAUUGCGCAUGAGGUAUAUACAGUAUUUAGAGGAGCAACGCACGAGGGACGAGCGGAAUCACAAGCUCCUCGCAGCAUUGGAUAAAGUCACGAACAAACUCGCCCUGAUAAGUGCAAAAAAAGACAGACUUAAUGUUCUCAGAAAACAAUACGAGGCUCAUCUACUUCGCGUUUAUGCUAAUCGCCAGCCACCCGGUAGCAUCACUGGGGACAGUGGCAUUGCCAGUCAAAAUGAAGACAGGUAUCCGCGGAAGACCGUCGUAACGGCGCGCCCCGAUUUAGCGGCUACGGAAACGAGAGGCAUUUCGUCACCGCGCGUGCACCAGACGCCUUUUCAAUCAAGCCAGUCAAGGUCAACUCCUGCGUCCAAAUUCCACGAUCAGAAUCCAGUAAACAACACUUUACUCAAUAAUUCCGCGCUAUUACCAACUAAGACGCUAGACGCACCCCUCGGUGUCGAUUAUCAUCAGACGAGUGUCUUGCGAACGCCGCAUAUCUACGUUUCACCCUAUCUCGGUCAAUCGGGCGAUCAGAUCAUCCAGGUGCCAACAAUUUCCACACCUGACACUCGUCCAUACACGCGAACGAUUUCCGAUUACGGCGAAAACGCGCCCGGCAAUCUUCAAGAUGUUCCAAAUCUUCACGUUUCUUACACAACCGCGCCGGUCUUGUCGACGCCACCCUCGAAGCAACCUAACAUCGCCCUCGUUAACCAGUUGCUCAGACAGCACAUGGGAUCGGUGCAUGCCGCACCCGAUCGCUCGACAAUCGCGCAGUUUCCCGCCGCAGACGCAACGCGAGACGCGCAUUCGCACUCUCCGCGACAAUUCGAUCCCUUGACAUUCGUGCAACCGUUCCGUGACGUACUACACUCCGAUCAGCAGCCACAGUUAAGAGAAUACGUUCCGUCUGAUGCAACAGUCGCGGAGACCGCUUCCAUGGCCGCAAAGUUGAACGCGUAUCCGACGUCGAUAAUCCCCGAGAUGAACGUCCUUAAUCAAGUCGGACUGCCCGGAUAUAUGGACUAUACGAGUCCGCAAAAGUCCGAGGACGAAGGAUCCACCCGUUCCCUCACCAGCGACGACGUGGACGAUCUGAUAAAGCGCAACGAGCAUCUUCUAUGGAGAAACGCGGAUGUCGCCAAGUCACUGCCGCGUCGGUUGUCGAGCGCUCUAGUCGCAAAUGACGUUAAUCCGGACGAGAAUGGCAGAACGACAGCGAUAUUGGAGAGCGAACUGGACAGAUACAUCAGCAAUAUCCGAAAACUCCAUCGAGAGCAUGGUGCGCAGAGUCAAGAAGAAUUGGACCACGAACAGAACACCAGCGGCGAUUUGCUGAAUGUCACUCUGUCAGAGGACGCUCAAGAGUUACCUGCCGAGGAUAAGACGAGGAAAGAGAAAGUACCCGAAGAAAUGGACAGGAUCUUAGCGUUGGCUAGCGAUCUUGUUUCCAGAACAGCGGACUCUAGAGAAAUGGCGAGUCCAGCCGAACGAGAUCGCAGCGACAUAGUCGAGGACGAAGAGAAACAUCGAGCCGAUAAGCAGAGUGACGCGCCGAAAUCGGAAGAGAAGCGCGAAGCAUUUGCGAGCGGAGCCGAGGGACACGAUACUGCGACGAAGAACGAAAUUAGAGAAGACCCAGUUGCGACACACCCAGCAAAAUUAGAACGGCCUCGCGAAGACACGAAAAUUACGAGAGAGAAUUGGAAUAAUGAUGACACAGCCGAGUCGCGAGUAUGCGAUCGGGAAGUAUUUAUUGCAAAGGGAGAUGACGCAAAGGAGGAAACAACCGUAUUCUCGGAUAGCGGUUUACCAGUCGACGAUCCGAAAAAUUCAGUGGAAGAAAGAUGGCUCGAUCUCGUUACCGGCAAGGAAUCGAAUAUCGACGGUAUAUUCGAUAUCGCCGAGGAACUGGCGCCAUGGGAUCUUGCGAGUAUACAAAAAAGCGUUCGCGAAUUACGCUUGAAUGAUCUGGAUAACGAACGAACGGCGGAACGGCAAAUCGAAGAGGCGGCAAACGACGAGAUCGGCGAUAAAAUUGCGAGCGAAUCGUCACGAGUUAUCGAGCAAAUCAACGCGGACGGCGACUGGAGAGACUCGCAUCCUCCGUCAGAAGUGAAGAAAUCAAGUGAGAAACACGAAACAGAUACCCCCAUCGAGGAAACUGAAUUCUCCGUAACAUCAAGUGGAGAUCGAGAAUGUGUAAUCGAGGAAUCCGCUGUUCCUCAAGCAGAUGAAAAACUCGGUGAGGUACGAAGAGGAAACGAGAGCGAGAAACGACAGAACGUCGAUGAGUCGAUGACGUCGGAAACGUCGCGAAUCGACGAUCAAGCCGAAAUCGCGGAACAAACUAAUGAGUAUAAUAUCGAGCAAGGAUACGCUGAAGACCCGAAUCAACGAUAUGAGGAGCAACAAGAUCCGGACAGGCAAUAUGAUUACGGGCAAAGUGUGCCAUACGAAGGUGGCGGUAACGAAGAGGAGUACGAGAGGUACGUGGAGCAAGGAUACGUUCAAGAAGGCCAGGAAUACAUGGAAUACGUGGAGGGACAAUAUGAGCAAUACGUUGAGGAUCCGAACAGCCAGCAACAGUAUCAGCAUGAUCCUAACGCGCAGUACGAGCAGGACCCGAAUCAAGCGUACGAUUACAGCUACGACCAGCAGUAUGAUCCCGGUCAGAGAUAUGAAGACGACCCUAAUCAGACGUACGAGUAUCCCGAGAAUGCUCCUUACGAUCCCAACCAAACAUACGAUGGCGCAUACGAACAAGAGUACAAGAGAGAACAACAGCAUCUCGACGAUAACGUCGUUACUGUCGACAGCGGUCGCGAAGGAGCAUCGGAAAUGGAAGAGACGUCCUUGCAGAAACAAACGGAUCUGCAGUCGGAACAGAAGGCAGAUGAAGGCGAAGAUAAGUCUAAGAAGAAGAAGGACGUGAUCAAAUCUUUGCUGGACUCGGACACGGACACUACGAUCGAGAGGAACGUCUCGAACACGGAGAAGUCACUCGCGAAUCGAAAGGUACAGCGAAUCUCAACAACUAUGGAGGAUGUUGUCACAGUGAACGGGAUGAAGGAGGUGAACGGUGGCGGGGAUAGAGUCUACUACGAAUUGGACGGCGAAGGUGAUGCCGACAGCUCGACUACACCGGGUCAUAACGUGGACCAUCAUCGUGAUCGUAGUGAGAGUCCAGUCUUCGGUAUCGAGGGCGGUGGAACCGGUACAGGUGGUAGCUCGAUGAGACACGCACCUCAUGAGCUGCCGAACGAGAUCUCGGCGCCGUAUGAAGUGCCACAAUUCCCGAUCGAGCAGAUCGAGAAGAAAUUGCUGAUCCAACGUCAGCUGACCGUCAAAGUUGCGAAGGACCUUGAGGAUCGUCGCAGUCAUUACGAACCAUCGCUUCAGCCUGGAGUUCCCGAUGACGUCGACCAUACUUUCAAUCUCGAGGAAAAUGACUUUGUGCCCCACUUUCAGCGAGUCUCCAUAUCCGGCGAGGACACUUCCGGGGUACCUCUGGAGGAUCUUCAAAGAUCCUCCCAAAUGCUGGUGCAGGCCCUGGCGAUCCGUGAGAAAUACAUGAACAACUCCAAACAGAGCUUCCCCUCCAUCACGUCAAGAUUCUUGCGCAGUGUCGACAAGAGACCGCUCACCACGGACGACGAAGUUCAUCACGAGGAUCGCAAGGCCAUCGAAGGGAAAAGGCAGCUGGAUAAUGAGAACGAAAUCAGGGAUGCUCGAUCCGACGCGGACAUCGACACACUGAUCAAAGACGUCUCUCGUACAGAUCACCCGGUGCACGCGCCCGCGUCUCGAGGCGACCCGUGGGAAUGCGAAUUCCCGCCGACGAAGAACUACACGAUUGCACCCGUCAAUGGCGUCUUCAAUGUCUUCGCCAACGACGAGGAUUUGGCUGACGGCAAACCGAUCCCGUACUCAUAUCCGGAUCUGGCAACUUUCGUCAGAGACAUGAACCAGCUGUGCACGAUGAUCGCCGACGGACCUUUGAAAUCCUUCUGCUAUCGUAGACUGAGUUACCUUUCCUCCAAAUACCAAUUACACGUGCUGCUGAAUGAACUGCGAGAGUUGGCGAGUCAGAAGGCCGUACCCCACAGGGACUUCUAUAAUAUCAGAAAGGUCGAUACUCAUAUACACGCGGCUUCCUGCAUGAAUCAAAAGCACCUGCUCAGAUUUAUCAAGAAAACAUUGAAGAACCACGCGGACGAAGUGGUCACUUGUUCGAAGAGUGGUGGGACCAUGACGCUCCGUGAAGUUUUUCAAUCUAUGAAUCUGACUACUUACGAUUUGAGCGUCGACAUGUUAGACGUGCACGCGGACAGAAACACGUUUCAUAGAUUCGAUAAGUUCAAUGCAAAGUACAAUCCUAUCGGGGAGAGUCGCCUGCGAGAAGUUUUUCUUAAGACUGACAACUAUCUAAAUGGAAAAUUCUUUGCAAGCAUAAUCAAGGAAGUUGCGAGCGAUCUUGAAGAGUCAAAGUAUCAGAACGCUGAGCUACGUCUCUCGAUUUACGGCAAAAGCCCGGAGGAAUGGGAUAAACUGGCCAAGUGGGCGAUUCAGGGCGACGUUUCUUCUGACAACGUGCGCUGGCUUAUACAGAUCCCUAGAUUAUACGAUAUCUUCAAGCUGAACAAGCUCAUGACGAACUUCCAAGAAAUUAUCAACAACAUCUUCCUGCCGUUGUUCGAGGUGACCAACGAUCCCAAUUCUCACCCAGAGUUACAUAAAUUCCUUCAAUACGUAAUAGGUUUCGAUUCCGUGGACGACGAAAGCAAGCCUGAGAAUCCUCUCUUCGACAAAGACGUUUGCCCACCCGCAGAAUGGGACGACAUCGAGAACCCGCCUUACGGAUAUUACCAGUACUACACCUAUGCGAACAUGACUGUCCUCAAUCACUUUAGAGCGGAACAAGGCUUGAAUACAUUCGUCCUGAGACCUCAUUGCGGCGAGGCCGGACCCGUUCAACAUCUCGUAUGCGGAUACAUGAUGGCAGAGAAUAUUUCGCACGGUCUGCUGCUCAGGAAAGUUCCCGUGCUUCAAUACCUGUAUUACCUGGCGCAAAUCGGCAUCGCGAUGUCACCGCUCAGUAACAACUCGCUUUUCCUCAACUAUCAUCGUAAUCCGCUUCCAGAGUAUCUUGCUAGGGGACUAUGUAUAAGCUUAUCCACGGACGAUCCUCUCCAGUUUCAUUUUACCAAGGAACCUCUGAUGGAAGAAUACAGUAUCGCCGCGCAGGUAUGGAAACUCAGCUCCUGCGACAUGUGCGAACUAGCGCGCAAUUCCGUUCUCAUGAGUGGCUUUCCGCAUAAGAGCAAACAGUACUGGCUAGGACCGAACUAUACGAAGGAAGGAGUCGCUGGUAACGAUAUCACGCGAACCAACGUGCCGGACAUACGGGUGGCCUACCGUUAUGAAACACUGGUCGACGAACUGUCCAAUAUUUUCAAGGUCGUGGAGAAACCCGAAUCGGUUUUAUUCUAAUAUAACUGAUUAUUAUUUCAGACUCAUCAGAACUGACUGACCGACUAUUGCGCUAUGACGUCCAAUUUAUAGAUUCACAAAUUACAAAAGCAUAUACAAUUGAUCACUGUGUACGACUUGUUCUCGCGAUUAUGUCGUGGCCUUCUAUUUCAGAGUGCUCUUAAGACAUGAUAAGUUCACCGACGAAAACAUUCUAUAUAUUGCGAUUAAUUUUUCAGCGCUGUAAAAUUAUUAAUCUCUCCUUCUUAACAUAUUCGAACAAAGUUCUUUUGAGUGGAACUCGAUGAAGAAAGAAACGUGUUAUGCGUGAACACGUUAGUGUAAUUCAGUUGAAGUUUUACGUUAUAUCUUCUUUUCUUUUAUAAUCGUAGACGCAAGGGUAAGUUAAUCAGAAAUAUUUUAUACAUGUGCGUUGACCAAUUUAAUAGUAGCUGUUAGAAGGUACCUCUUCUAUUAUUGCGAUAUUAAUAACGAUACUAUAGCGUAUGUAAUAUUAUAUAUAUAAUAUGAAAUAGACUAGAGUAUUACGUUAAUUUACCCUUACAAGUAACCUCCACUAAGUGAUACACGCAGAUUUUAUUUAUCUUCUGUAGUUUGAUACAAACAUCCUAAAAAAGAAUUAUUUGUGCAACAAAAAGUUUAGUUAAAAAUUUUCAGCGCUUAUAUAGCCUCAUUUUAAUAACACUAUAAAAUAUUUCACAAACAACGCAUUUAAAAAAUAUAUAUUUCUAUCUAUCCCUCAAAAGUUCUAUCAACCUCAAAAAGUCCUUGAUAGAAAGUCAAGUAGUCAAAUAGAAGUCACCAUCUUACAACCCAUCGAAAGUAAAAAAAUUUAUGUCCGAAGCAUCUAAAAUGUUUUUCUAAAAUAUUUGUGGAAUAUUUUAUAGAAUUAUUAAAAUGGGACUAUGAACGUUGAAAGUGAUCUCGAGCUAAUUUUUUUGUUGUAUAAAUAAUCCCUUUUUUGCUAUAUCAAAUAAAAAAAGAAACAACAGCAGAAGAAACAAAAUCUGUGUGUAUCACUUGGUGAGGGUCACUCGUUAGUGUUAAGCGAAGGAAUGAAAUCCGUUUUUCAUAUCUCAGGCUGUGCUUGGCGACAGCGCUGCCCUUUCUUGGAUUUUUAGCUUUAUUUUCUUACAUUUUUGUACAUUUAUAUCGUGAGAAAACAAAACUGUGUACGACGUUUGUUUCGGCGAGCAUUCUCAGACAGCUGUGGCUCGUACGCGCGGACAGUUGACUCGUGCCAUUGUAUAUACGAUAGUAUAUCUUCCUUUCGUGAGUAGACGGUGUGUAAAUACAAAUUUAAUUUAAUUUAAAUAUAAUGUAGUACAUUUUACGGACUAUGCACGCGUGCCAAGGGAUGAUUCAGCGGAUAUGAUACGCUACCUCUUUAAACUUGUCUUAAUUACGCGACCGGCUUUGUUCGUUGCUUUCUGCAUUCGCCAAUCAUCUCUGUCUUUCGAGGAAACUCUCCGGACAACGAGCCUAGUGGAGCGAUAUACGACGAUUCAUGACAUCCGAACACUGUGCCCCGAUAUCGAAUUAUAUUAAAAAUUGUUACUAGAGAGAUAGAGAAGAAAUAUAUUUAUUGUAAAAAGCGUAUAUAUCACAAGACAAGAAUAUAUACCUACAGCGUUAAACUGGAA
Molecule: messenger RNA, 7965 nt
Organism: Odontomachus brunneus
Lineage: Eukaryota; Metazoa; Arthropoda; Insecta; Hymenoptera; Formicidae
Gene: AMPdeam
Product: AMP deaminase 2
Exons: 18
Coding region: 314-6322 (2002 amino acids)
Biological process (GO): IMP salvage; AMP metabolic process
Cellular component (GO): cytosol
Molecular function (GO): AMP deaminase activity
Source: RefSeq, a predicted model, not a curated record